This is a messenger RNA of Acaulospora colombiana, 366 nucleotides long. Lineage: Eukaryota; Fungi; Glomeromycota; Glomeromycetes; Diversisporales; Acaulosporaceae. The record is from the annotation of a GenBank genome assembly.
AUGAGUGCCGUACAACUAAUACUUCGUCGCUGUUAUGCGACAAAAGGCCCAAAAUCCCCUGAAAGGAUAGUUUCCUCCUUUUCCUCGAUCCGUAGCAGGCUCGGAAAGGGAGAAAAAAUUGUCGAAGCCCCUGCACAAGUACUUCCCGUUGCAGCCGCUGUCGCUCGUCGAACUUCCACACCCAUGGCCGUCCGUAUAAGAAGAAUAAAAGCGAAUCGAGACCAAGUCAAAGCUGGCCUCACUGCUAGUGAAGAAGAUACGUAUGGAAGGCUACGAAACCAAACCGACGAUGAAAAACUCAACAGUCCUACUCUAUGGGCCAAAACAAUGCACGAGCGCAGGGCACGAAUUAGAGGUCUAAAGGAA